GGCGCCCGCCCGGAGGUGGUUUUUCCACUGGCUGGUGUGAACCAUCCAUCUCACGGGUUCUGCCUCUUUUCUGGAGUUAAACUUUUCUGAAGACACCACCAGCCCCAGGCCCUGCUGGUCUCUCCGGAGCAGAAGCAAAGCGGGAGGGAGCCCGCCGAGGGCACGGGCUGGCCCAUGCCCGGGAGCUCCAAUGUCCUCAGGUCACUUGGAGAGCCCAGCUCCGUGGAGGCCAAGGCCACCGGUGCCCGCAGCUGACCCCAGGAAGCACCAGGCCAGCCACUGCAGGGGAUCAAAUGGCAAGACUGUGCCCUGCCUUCAGGGGCCCGUAGCCUGUGAGCUUUCCUAGUCCCACCAGGAGCCACUGUCCCAGUGUCCUCCUGCCUCCACCCUUGCCAUCAGUCCCCCAGCUGACCCGUCACCAUGGCAGCCCUGAUCGCAGAGAACUUCCGCUUCCUAUCACUCUUCUUCAAGAGCAAAGAUGUGAUGAUUUUCAACGGGCUGGUGGCACUGGGCACGGUGGGCAGCCAGGAGCUGUUCAGUGUGGUGGCUUUCCACUGCCCUUGCUCACCAGCCCGAAACUACCUGUAUGGGCUGACAGCCAUCGGUGUGCCCGCCCUGGUGCUCUUCCUCAUCGGCGUCAUCCUCAACAACCACACCUGGAACCUGGUUGCCGAGUGCCAGUACCGGAGGACCAAAAACUGCUCGGCCGCCCCCAACUUCCUCCUUCUAAGCUCCAUUGUGGGCCGCGCAGCCGUGGCCCCCAUCACCUGGUCUGUCAUCUCUCUGCUGCGCGGUGAGGCCUAUGUCUGUGCUCUCAGCGAAUUCGUGGACCCCUCUUCGCUCACAGCUGGGGAAGACAGUUUCCCACUGGGCCAGGCCACAGAAAUCCUGGCCAGGUUCCCGUGUGGGGAGGGCCCUGCCCACCUGUCAGAUUCCCGGGAAGAGGUCAGCCGCAGGCUCAAGUACGAGUCCCAGCUCUUCGGGUGGCUGCUCAUCGGUGUGGUGGCCAUCCUGGUGUUCCUGACCAAGUGCCUCAAGCACUACUGCUCACCACUCAGCUACCUCCAGGAGGCCUACUGGGCGCAGUACCGGGCCAACGAGGACCAGCUCUUCCAGCGCACGGCCGAGAUGCACUCACGGGUGCUGGCUGCCAACAACGUGCACCGCUUCUUCGGCUUCGUGGCACUCAACGAGGAUGACGAGAAGCUGGUUGCCAAGUUCCCGGUGGAAGGCACACAGCCACGGCCACAGUGGAACGCCAUCACCGGCGUCUAUUUGUACCGUGAGAACCAGGGCCUUCCACUCUACAGCCGCCUGCACAAGUGGGCCCAGGGUCUGGCGGGCAACGGCACGGCCCAAGACAACAUAGAGAUGGCCCUGCUCACCUCCUAAGGGUCCUGUUCCCACACUCUUUGCCAAUGACACUACCUGGUCCCAAACAAAACCCCAUGGUCUGUUCACAUCAGCAUCAGAGGGGAAUUUUUUUUUUAGGGGGUGGGGUGGGGCGCUUUGUGGGAUCUUAGUUCCCCAACCAGGGACUAAACCUGCACCCUCGGCAGUGAAAGUGUGGAGUCCCAACUACCUGACUGCUAGGGAAUUCCCCAGAGGGGAUUUUUUUUUUUUUUUUAACCAUAGCUUUUGGGGGAAACGGGCCAGGAAAAAGGAACACAAAGUAAAACUGGGGAACAGAUGUGAGAGCUAGCAGACAACAUGGUCAGCUCUGGCAGGAAGGCUCUCAGACCUGAAGAAAUUCCUUCUCCUGUUGCCACCAGCCACAUGGUCAACAGCUUUGGAGAAAAGACCCUUUCCCAGAACUGGUCCUUAAUUAACCAUGAUGUGGAUGACCUUCGACUGGUAGGACCCAGUCCCACCGGUCUGGGAAGCCCCGGACAGCAGAGCCAGGUGACAAUGAAACUCACCAGCAGGCUCCUUGUGCGGAACAUUGUGUGUAACUGCAUAUGGACACCUGGCCCGGUGCUGCUCAGCUGGGAAGCAGCCCCCAAUGUACGCCUCUAGCUUUAUUUUCUAUAAAUUUUUGAUAAAGCUUUUCUUAGUAUAAAGGACUAGCUUGGUGUCUGCACGAUUGGAUGGGCCAUGCCACAGCCGGCUGGAGGUCAUGGGGACAGGCCCAAAUCCCAUUCCUGGGGAGGGAAGAGGACAGAGACUCUGGGCAAGACUGAAAUGGAUGGAAGGGAAGCCAGGGGCACAGGGAGAGCCAGGUGUUCCCACACGCAGGAAGGCCCUGGCACUGAUGAUGUCUUAACUGGGUUCAGUUUUCUGAUUUGAUCUGGGAAACAGAUGGAACCUGGCCUUUCUCAGAGGGGAGCUCGGCUAAAAUUUCACGAGUCAGCAGAUCCUGCCCUUGCACUCACUAGGGCAGUCUAGCUCUCGUAACCUAGAGCUAGUGACCAAGAACCAGGCCAAGCCCUGCUCCGCCUCCCUCCCAUGCCCACCCCUGCCUGAGCCCCUCCACCACCCCUAAAAUCUCUGAUGUUCUCUCCCUUGUCCCUGUCCUGCUUUCUGGCAUAUGACUCAGUCACUUCCCACGGAAAAGCUCUCCAGCUCUCAGGACAUUUAAAGCUCUGCCCAAGAAAACUUUAAUUCCCUUAAGACCAAGCCAAAAGUGAACUGGCUUCAACAACUAGCUGGGUCUGUGCUGGCCUCGAGGAACUCUAGAACAUACAGGAUUAUUACUUAUCAAGGAGGAGGAGAGACAGUCUUUCUGGGAACUUUACAGGGAGGUGGGGGUAUAGCGGGCCCGUCAUGUCCCCUCUCCCUCAGGACUCAAGGAACAACCAGCAAGUCAAUCAAGGCCCUCCGCCCAGCAAGCUCUCCUCAGGGGAGCUACAGGGAGCCAGAGAAACUGUGCAGCUCUCCCAAAGCCACACAGCAUGUUGAUCUACGUCCCAGCCUCACAGCCUCCACAAAGGGGCACGAGGUACUAGCUGAGCUGAGGCUGAGGGAAUGCCCAGAGACUCUGUGAUCUAGGAGAGCGACCCGCUUUCCGGACCCUGCUGACCCCCACUAGCUGGACCAAGAGGCUGGCAGGGCCAAAGUGGGAUCCUGACCACAGAGUCCCCGGGAGGCGGCCCUCCAUUCCUGCUCCCCGGGGACCUCCCAUGAAGGAGAGACUCUCAGCUUUUCUGGGAGCCCAGGAGCCUACUGCCUGCAACCACUGAGCAGCCCCAGAAAAGGAGAAAGAUGAAAUAAAUUGGUUCUU
Messenger RNA from Balaenoptera musculus (blue whale), 3220 nucleotides. RefSeq names its product calcium homeostasis modulator family member 2 (gene CALHM2). NCBI's taxonomy places the organism in Eukaryota, Metazoa, Chordata, Mammalia, Artiodactyla, Balaenopteridae. Gene Ontology annotation, molecular function: monoatomic cation channel activity. The coding region runs from base 421 to 1392 and encodes 323 amino acids. The transcript is spliced from 3 exons. The record is from RefSeq and is a predicted model, not a curated record.